Mesitornis unicolor (brown roatelo) is the source of this 1336-nucleotide messenger RNA. RefSeq names its product RFX family member 8, lacking RFX DNA binding domain (gene RFX8). The transcript has 14 exons. Gene Ontology annotation, biological process: regulation of transcription by RNA polymerase II. The annotation marks the transcript as partial. Gene Ontology annotation, molecular function: RNA polymerase II cis-regulatory region sequence-specific DNA binding; DNA-binding transcription factor activity, RNA polymerase II-specific. NCBI's taxonomy places the organism in Eukaryota, Metazoa, Chordata, Aves, Mesitornithiformes, Mesitornithidae. The record is from RefSeq and is a predicted model, not a curated record.
AUGGCCGAGGGCAGCUGCACCUCCCUCCAGCAUAGAGACAUCAUCCGCUGGAUAACUGAUAAUUUCUAUUUGUGUGAAGGAUGCACUGUACCCUGUCGGCUACUGUAUGAAUUGUAUGUGGAAAGCUGCAGUCCAAAUUGCCCAGUAAAUGCACCCACCUUUGGAAAGCUUAUUCGGUUAGUUUUCCUGGGUCUGGAGAGAAGAAGGCUGUGCUCAAAAAAGAGUGCCAGGUAUUAUUAUGAUGGAAUAACUAUCAAGAAGAACUCUUCCUUUUAUAACCAUUAUUGCUCUCUUCUGCUUGAAAAAAAGUACCACUUUCCAGAGGAAGUCAUCAGUUCUGCCUCUCAGCUGAGCACCCUUGAGAGAAUCAGUAAAAACACCUGCAGUUUUGGAGAUGCAGCUGGUUACAAGAGCAAUAGCCAAAAAAGCGGAACGAAUUAUCACUGUUCUCCAUCUGUCAUUUAUCUGAAGACUGAACAAGACGAGAGAUUUCAGUACUCUUGGCCUGAAUUCAGAAGAUUCAAUCUUUGGGAGCAAGAGCUAGAGAGGAAAUAUCCCUAUGAAAAGGUUGCGCUGCUUGCCAAUGAGUACUACAGCCAUUGUCAAGAUAUUUUACUUGUGGUGAGAAGGAAUGAACUGCACAAGGUGAAAGACUGUAUCAUGUCAUUCUGGAGCUCUCUGCCACCUGAAAGAAUAGCACUGAUGUCCUUGCCAGAUGUAUGCCAGCUAUGCGAAAGCUAUGAUAGGCAGCUAUUCAAGAAAAUAGAUGACAUCCUUAUGCACAAUUUCCUGAAGGAGGUGCCUGUGGAGCACAUGCAGUACCUCAGACUGUUCAGUAAAAAUGUUGAACUUUGGCUGCUUAAUGCUUUGAAAGAGUUUCCGUUACCGCUCCAGACAUCCAAAUCGAAAGAAGUUGCCAUGUUUAUAGGAAGACUCAGGAGAAAGACAGACCUUUCUAACAUAGUCAAGACAGUGAGAACAAUCUUGAACAACAACAGCGUAGUCACUGUUCUGCUAUCAGACUUGCAUGCUGUCAUCAAUCAGGGAUUCCUGGAUGUGCCUGGAAACCUCUUUCAAAAGAAGUUUAGGAGCCCAGAGGAGAUGGAGAACAGCUUAGAACUCAAAUGUUUGAACGACAUAAUGUCUUUGCUGGUACCUUCCAUAGAUAUUCAGAUUCUCCUGAACUGUGUGUCUUCAAAUCUCCAGGCUUUUAUCAUUCAGCCAAGCAGGAGUAAAGAGGAAUUUUGGAAACUGGCAUCGGAUUUUCAGCUGAGAUGGAACUUCCUACUGAGUUCAGUAAGCAAGGCUAUCUCCUUCAACUAUGCAGACAGUUUUG